Messenger RNA from Arabis nemorensis, 654 nucleotides. Lineage: Eukaryota; Viridiplantae; Streptophyta; Magnoliopsida; Brassicales; Brassicaceae. The record is from the annotation of a GenBank genome assembly.
AUGGAGGAAGAAGAGCAUGAGGUUUACGGAGGAGACAUCCCUGAGAUCGGCGAGGUGGAAGUUCCCGAUCCGGAUAUCGAUAUGUCUGCCGGCGAUGAUGACGCCGUUAAGGAGCUUGAUGAGAUGAAAAGGAGAUUGAAGGAGAUGGAGGAUGAAGCUGCUGCGUUGCGGGAGAUGCAGGCAAAAGUCGAGAAAGAGAUGGGAGCUGUUCAAGAUCCUGCUAGUGUGGGUACAAAUCAAGUAGAGAAGGAGGAGGUGGAUGCUCGAUCAGUUUAUGUUGGCAAUGUCGAUUAUGCUUGUACGCCUGAAGAAGUGCAACUGCAUUUCCAAACAUGCGGAACAGUCAACCGGGUAACCAUUCUGAUGGACAAGUUUGGACAACCAAAGGGAUUUGCUUAUGUGGAGUUUGUUGAAGCCGAAGCCGUGCAAGAAGCCCUACAACUGAAUGAAUCAGAGUUACAUGGUCGUCAACUGAAGGUCCUGCCUAAGCGAACCAACGUUCCUGGAAUGAAACAAUAUCAUUCUGGGCGAUUCAACCCUUCAAUGGGAUACCGCUUUCGCAGGCCCUUUGUGCCUCCUUAUAUGUAUUCCCCAUAUGGAUACGGGAAGGCUCCUAGGUUCCGAAGGCCAAUGCGGUACAUGCCUUACCAAUAG